Molecule: messenger RNA, 228 nt
Organism: Rotaria socialis
Lineage: Eukaryota; Metazoa; Rotifera; Eurotatoria; Philodinida; Philodinidae
Source: the annotation of a GenBank genome assembly
AUGGCUUUAUCAUCGGUCAAAAUACCUAAAUAUUUAGUUAACUAUUAUGGAUGGUCAUGGUUAGUUGAGCAUAGUUUUAAGAAGAGUACGCACGGUGAUCUUAUGAAAACAAAUGAUAUUAUGAGAAAUUUGAUUGUUCAUGGUAAACAAAUAUUUGGAUAUGUUGAUCGAGGCGUUUCAACGAAAAAUUCAACUGAACAAAAAAUGAAGGAGGCAGUUGAUGGUUAG